UUAAUUCUGUGCUUGCGUGAAGUGAUUAGUUUUUUUUAUUGAUAUUUUGGUUUGUUUGUUUUUUAUUUUUGCCGAAUAAUGCAAGACUGAAUUCUUCUUUUGAAGGACGAGAAGAGAGCGAUGGCCAGGGCCAGGGUCACCGCCUUCGUCUGCUUGAUUCUGACAUGUGCGGCGCGCGCCCCGCCGGCCGAGGCCUCCGACCCCGGGGCGGCGGCGGAGGCCCACGCCGCCAGGCCCCUGAGGACGCCGAGGAGCGCGGACCGGGCGAGGCAGCAGUUCGUUCUGCUUCUGAGUGGGAAGAGCAGAUAUAAGAAGGAGAAUCUGAUACUGCAGGUCAAUCAGCAUAUGGGAGCCGGACGCCGAUUCCCGAAGAAGCUGAACCGGGCGCCUCCAGAGCCAGAGUGUCCGGAAGGGUCCUGGUUCUGUCCCGGUACAACUGUCUGUGUUUCGGAAGAUCAAAAAUGUGACGGGACGGAGGACUGUCCCGAUGGUUCUGACGAAGCUUCUUGCAAUUAUGCAACAACAACGGAGCCCAUUUCGUGCCCAGUAGGCUGGCUGUACACCUGCAUAGAUAACCAGUGCGUUUGUGAUACUACCCAGUGUGCUAAUGGGUUCUGGCUCUGCGGUAACGAAACCCAAUGUAUAAGGACAACACAGAUUUGCGACGGUCUCGCUCACUGCGCCGAUGGCUCAGACGAAGAAAAUUGUACUGUGGUGUGUAAGGACGACCAUGUGCCGUGCAGAGAGACUACCCAGUGCAUUAUGAAGAGGUUGGAAUGUGAUGGUUAUGCCAACUGCCCUGACAACACUGACGAGGAAAACUGUGAUACCUGCCCUGAAUCAAGACCUUAUAAAUGCAACAGCUCGAGCAAAUGCAUAAAAGAACUGUUCCUGUGUGACGGAUACGCAGACUGUCCGAACGACGACGACGAAGCCAAUGCCACGUGUGCCACCUGCCCUUCUGCCAAGCCUCUGCGAUGUCCUUCUGGCGAGUGCAUUAGCGAGGCGUGGCUGUGUGACCUGACCCCUGAGUGCGGGGACGGCUGGGACGAGUCGAACUGCACCGUUUGCCCCCCCCAGACGGCCUUCAGGUGCAACGUUACGGGAAAAUGCCUGCCUUUAGUAUGGGUUUGUGACGGCCAGAGUGACUGUUCCACCAAGCAACAACAGGACGCCUCCGACGAGACCUCCUGCGCCCCGUGUCCCGACUUCAAGCCCAACCGGUGCGCAGACGGGUCGGCUUGCUUCCCUGAAGAGUGGCGGUGCAACGGGGAGAGAGACUGCGCAGAUGGCUCGGAUGAGGAAUGUUGGUGAAAAAUUGCAAAAAAAAAAAGUUUCGUCUGAAGGGAAGCUGGAUAGUCUAAGAAUUAAAUGAAGAAAGGAGAGGAAAGAGAGAGAGAGAGAAGAAGGAGAGAAAAGGACGUUGACGGAAUGAAUAGUGAACGAGAAAAGGGAAUAAGAGAAAGACUAUUUUGAAGUUUGUGACGUGCAACUAAGCGUAAAUUUUAACUAAAAUAAAAAAAUACUAAAUUUUGAAGAAAAAAAAAGACACUUGAUUUUUAAAAAGGUACUUAAUAUUUUAAAAAGAUGCUUGAUUUUAUUUCCAAGUUAGAUUCAUUCUCCAUUUUAUCUUUUAUUUUAUUCCCAAGUUAAAUUUAUUCUCCAGGAAUAUCCCACCUUAAUUACCGUAAAUUUUAUAUAAUUUCCUGGAUGUUAUUUCAAUUUUGUAUUCUAACUAUAAUUCUGCUUUCUAAAACGUUCAAAUAGUUU
Messenger RNA from Penaeus indicus, 1770 nucleotides. Its product is annotated as very low-density lipoprotein receptor-like. The record is from RefSeq and is a predicted model, not a curated record. Lineage: Eukaryota; Metazoa; Arthropoda; Malacostraca; Decapoda; Penaeidae. The transcript is spliced from 11 exons. Gene Ontology annotation, molecular function: protein binding. The coding region runs from base 121 to 1314 and encodes 397 amino acids. Gene Ontology annotation, cellular component: plasma membrane.